GUUGUGAGGAGAGGAUGAUGGCAGCUUGAUCAGCUGUGAUGACCAGCUGGUUGUGUUGUGGUUGACGUUGAGGAGGCAACACACUCACUCUCCACCAUGGAUUGUCCCUCUCCUGCAUUUAGGUCGCCGUUUUUAAGACCGUGGAUGUCACAGACGGGUGCAGCUGCACCAGCUGGAGGGGGCAAUAUCGGACUGAAAGGCAUCAUAGCAGGUGGUAUUACUGGUGGCAUUGAGAUAUGUAUUACAUUCCCCACUGAGUAUGUUAAAACUCAGCUACAAUUGGACGAAAAGAGUGGAGGGGCAAAGCAAUACAAUGGUAUUAUUGACUGUGUUAAAAAAACUGUGAGAAAUCAUGGUGUCUUGGGUCUUUAUAGAGGCCUUUCCGUCCUUUUGUAUGGCUCUAUACCCAAGUCUGCUUGCAGAUUUGGAGCCUUUGAACAACUAAAAAAAUAUAGUGUGGAUGAAAAGGGAAACUUAUCUCCAGGCAAAAGACUCCUGUGUGGUUUAGGGGCCGGUAUCACAGAAGCAGUUUUUGCAGUGACACCUAUGGAAACGGUAAAAGUCAAAUUCAUUAAUGAUCAACGCUUACCCAACCCACAGUUUAGAGGGUUCUUCCAUGGACUGAAAUGUAUUCUUAGAGAACAGGGCAUCCGUGGCACCUACCAGGGAGUAACAGCAACCAUAAUGAAGCAAGGCAGUAAUCAAGCUAUGCGUUUCUUUGUCAUGGAAACAUGUAAGGACAAGUAUCGUGGUGGUGACCCAACAAAACCUGUCCCUAAACUGAUUGUUGGUUUGUUUGGUGGUUUAGCUGGUGCUGUUUCAGUUUUUGGUAAUACACCAAUUGAUGUAGUCAAAACCAGGAUGCAGGGACUUGAAGCCAGCAAGUACAAGAACACAAUGGACUGUUUCAAAAAAAUUUGGAUAAAUGAAGGACCUCGAGCGUUUUACAAAGGAACUGUACCACGUCUGAGCCGUGUGUGUCUUGAUGUAGCAAUCACCUUCAUGAUUUAUGACAGUUUCAUGGAGCUUUUUAACAAAGUGUGGAAAUAAGAUGCAAUGCAUUCGAAGUAUAAUCUUGAUAGGACAGAGUAGUGAGGCUGCACAAAGUAGCAAUUGUAAAUACCUAAAUCUACUACUAUACAGCAGAGUUAUGAGAGGUACCACUGAAGAUAUGUGAUGCACGUUAACAAUUGUUAAAUAAAUUUGAGGUUUAGAAAUGAUAGCAAAAAAGCGAGUCAGUUACUAACAUACAUGACCAUAGGUCCUUGGAGGCAACUCUAAUAAUUGCUUGGGUAGAAUAUUCAAUUCAGUAUUGGUAUAUUGUAUUUUAAAAGAUGUUACAGUAUUUUCUGAAUUUAUUUUCUUUCAAGGGUUUAGUUAUUUAUUUGGCAAAAAGGUAAAUCUUAUAAUUCAAAGAUAACUUUAAAGGAAUAGGAAAUAAUUUCAUUAUGUUUAGUAUUAUAAAGAAUAUUACAAUUCUCCCUGGCUUUGUGUGAACUUAAUUUGCAGUUUACUUUUAUACAAUCUAUUAUUAUUCAGAACUCACCACCAAGAGCUUUCAUCUGCAACCAAAAUUUUAAUAGGAAUGAAGACAGCAUGCAUUCAGACAACCACUCACUGGAAAGGUCUUGUGUAAUCUGGUCCUUCUUGAUUGAGCUUUUAUUAACUAAUUUUCAAAUUUGUGUACAUUUGGGAAAAUGUGGGUGAGCAAAUUUUUCAGUUACAAGUGAUUGUCACUUGGGUGCCGCUUCAUUGGAGCACAGCAGAACAGUUAAUCUCUUGGAUUCUUUCACCCAGCUGCAAAAUUAUUUUCACAGCUAUAAACAUGAAUGCUAUACUUAGCACUAAUAUCAACAUGUGCCUUUACACUGGAUGUUUUAUCUAGACAAACUAGUGGUCCUCUCAUACUCGUGAUUUUACUUGUGACUAGUCAGUUAUCUGUUCAAUAUUCAGUUCUUUGUAGAUAUUGCUUGGUCUUUGUCAAAUUAUCUAACAAUAUAAGGCACAAUCUUCGUAGUAACUAAUGAAACAUUCAUACAAAAUUUAAUCAUCCUUGCUAAGACAAUUAUAUAAUUUUUUUAUUGUAACAAGUAGAUUACUGCAUAAUUUUUGCACACAGUUAACUUGUUUUCAUGGGUUUUCAGUUUCCAAAGUGGGUGUUUUCUGGGGCAUUACAUUCGAGUUUGCACAGAAAAGUAUCUUGCAUAGUAUACAUCUUACGUAUUGUAUGUGAUUAUGAUUUAAAGCUUAAGAUAUAUAAUACACAAAUCUUAAUUUUUGUAUUAAAAUUUAAUUUCUGUAUGAAUUAAAAAAAGAUUUUCCUUAAUGCUUCACAAUUCCAACACUUGUAUGAUGCAAGAGUGAAAAAUUGAAUAAUACAUCUGGAAUAAAUCCUCUAUUAAUGCAGUGUAUUUUGCAAGCAUGUUCUGUGUGGAUUGGUUUUAUUAUGCCUCCUCUUAGAACUUGUCUGUUGCAAAGCCAGGGAGGCUACUUUUUAUAUUCAGAUUACGUAUUUACAUGUGCAAUACUAUACUUUGAUCUUAAAUGUGGACCAUGGUAUGUGCUCAGGACAUGAAUAACAAAGUAUCUAAAAUAUUGAUUAUUGCAGAAAGCCCUCAUAAAUUACUUUUAUAAAUGCUCUGCUAUUAUUGAGGACAUUUUAUUGCUAGAAAGAAGCCAUCAUAUCGUAGGAGGGACCAUAUUGUUUUGAUGCAUUCCAUUAACUUAGUUAAAAGUUUGCUGAAAUAUGAAUACAGUACACCAUGAAAUUGUGUGUACACUUGCAUAAAUGUGAUUACAGUUCUAUACCUAUUUAUGAUUACCUGUUUGAAGGUACAAAAGUGGUGCUAUGCUUGUGGUGCCCUGUCUUAGGUGUUAAAAGUUUGUCAAAGAUUCUUCACUUAUUUUACUUUGCAAGUAUAGCCUCUUGUUCUGCUUGCUAAUGGUAACAAAUCUUAAAUAUUUUCUUGUAGUCAUCAUUGAUUUUGUUAUUCUCAUUGCUGAUCCAGAGUUGAAAAAAAAUGUAUCAUUACAUUCUGUAGCAGGUCAAGAAAUGCAUGGAUAUUGCUGUAAUAGUAACUGAAUUGCUAGAUCCCACCCAUCCUUCAGAGUGCAAGUGCUGUAAUAUGCACCUCUAGAAAUAGUUUGCCUAACUAGUUUCCCAUAAAUCGCUCACUGAUAUUACUUUUCUAAAAAGUAUGUGAUAUAUUAAAGGCAAUCAAUCACCACAAGCAUAGGUUUACUGUCAUGACAAUUAUGUAGGUAAUUAUAUACGUACUGUAUACACAUACUACAGUGAAGUCUUAAAUGUUUUAUUAUUAUUAUUAUUUCAGUGCAAUACAGCACAUUACCUUUUUAUAGAAGAUAGCUAACUAAAAAUGUUUUUGUACAUUAUCAUAUAAAUAUAGAGCAUAAAACUUUAUUAUAUGAUUUAAAAAUGUUUAUUUUCAUUAUAAGUUUGUAAUGUGACAAGUGAAAUAUUGUAUGCUCAAAAACAUGCGUACACACUCCUGCCAUUUAUUGAAGGUAAGUAUGGUGCUUGUAGCUUCCAGCCACAACUAUGGAUAUCCUAUUGUGCAAUACUAAUGCACAUAUUUGCAAUGAAAUGGGACUUUCACCAUAUUGUGAAAGUUGUAAAUUGUUUAGGGAGCACAGAGGAUUAAGCCAGGGCUGUGUAUUUGUAUGCCUAAGGCUUUGCCAUCUAAACCACAUUGAUGCAUUUGGACAGGUGUGAGCUAGGCAGUUUAUCUAGUGCAUUAUUCACAAAGCCUAUAGGAUACUGGGAGCUCUGUGUAAAGCAACACUUGUGAUUUCUCAUAGGUAGAUCUUUUUAAAACACUGCAGUUUAAUUGGUAUAGGCUUUGGACUUGCAAAGGCAAGAUUAUUGUCUUAAUCCUCAGUUUUCCUUACAUAAUAUCUGCAAUAUUUUGACAUUUUGUUGUAGAUUUUACAAACCAGUUUUAAUCCAUAUAAGGUGUUAUUAGGUAAGACAAAGGUAUUUUGUACAGCAUGGGUUGCAAUGUACUGUUAUUUUGGCAGUAUGUUCACUCACAAGUUGAGUGGCACUGUCUGAUAAACUAAUCCUUUGGGGCAAAAUUUUACAGUAACACCUUGUUUGGGGUUAAAAAAUGAGAGGACAGUAUUAAAAAAGCAGAUUAAAAUAUCUUUGUUGCAGACGAUUCAUUGUAUUUUUACCUUUUACAAUGUUGAUCAUUUAAAACUCCUUAGCUGUUGAUAUAGCUUGUUAAUCACAUUUUGAAUGUUGCCUCACAUGUUACAUACGAAAAAAUUAACUUACUGUUGUAUUGAUAAAAUUAUAUAAUUUUAAAUAAUAUAUUCAAAAGGCAUCUUAAAUAUGCAUGUGCACAAGUAGAUUUUAGCAGACUAUUUGUCUGACAAUUUUGAAAAGUGCCAAGGCAACUUUUGUAUGCAAGACAGUGUCCCUUUUCAUACUGCCAAAGACAUAAAAUAUUGUGAAAUUCCAUACUUUAAUUUCUAGCCUGGUAACUUGCCAGAUUUAAAUUUGAUAGAGAACAUAUGGAGCCUCGUCAAACGUAAGCUUUGUGGCACCGAUGUGUCGUCUUACCCCAAAAUCUCGAGUGCCACUAAACAGGUGUGGAGGGUAUUGGUUUUCGCCGUAAGUUAGCCUUAUCAGUGCCUAGGAGUCUUAAGGAGUGCAUCAAGAGGAAGGGUAAUCCUAUGAAAUACUAGUUUUGGUGAGGACCUCAUAAAUGUUUAAAUAUUUUAUUUUUAAAAUAGCUUAUGGUGAGAGUUCUCUUAUGCAUUGUCUGUUUAUGCACAUGCAUGUUUAUGAUGCCUACUGUAAGUGUCAUAGCAGAUGUUUAGCACAACCUUAAUUUUUCAAUUUUAAAAAGUUAAAAAAAAAAAAAAAAUAGCAUUUUUGUUUGGCUGAUAGCAUUAUAUGUGCCUUGUUUUGCAGUUAUACUUAUAUUGUAUUAUAUCUUUUAUUGUCAAAUUACUGUUUACUAGAUAAUCUUUAUUAUAAAUCUGACUUGUCACUAGUGUUACAAAUUAUUUAAUACAGCAAUAUUUUAUGAAGUGCAGCAAGAAGUAUGCACGAAAUAUGUAGACAUUCAUCAGAACCGGUGUAGCAAAGUGUGUGUAUAAAUACUGGAAGAGUACCAAGUGAAUUUAUUAGGGUGCACGAAAGAAAAUGUUAAAAUUUAUUAAAAAAAAAAAAUUAGUUCAUAAUUUAGAAAUGUACUGGUUUCACGAGAUGUAGGCAGCAGCAGAUAAUUUUUAGUAGAUUUAAUUCAAGGCUGUUCACUUAAGGGGAGAGAGGAAAGGCAUUUGCUGGUACAGUAUUUCUCCUGUGGAGGCUUUAGGCUCACAAGUAGGGGGUCUUGAUGACCACGUCUAUAUAUCCAUGAUGCGUGUCUUUCCAUCUCUUCUUUUCUGGAAUGUGCUGUCUUUUUGAAAGCGCUGUGUUCAUUGAUGGUUAACUGGCCAAGCAAUGUGUCAAAAUAAUGGUAUUCCAUGCAAGGGAGAAUGUUGGGGAAAAUUUCUUGCUUGAUAUAUUGUGAUUGUUAGGGCAGAAAAGAAGUUUCCUGUGCUUGUUACAGAAAGGAAGUUUGGUUUAUAUAGGUUCAUAUUUGAGAAGACAGUAGUGUGGCUUUGUUGCUCACUUGUCUAGUGGUUGGCUAAACAGCAGUGCCUAACCUGAAUAACAAACAAAUAAUUAAUUAAUUGAUGGGAAAUUAGACUGAAUAGAGCCACUGUCAUUAUGAACAUUCUAUAAAAUAGAUUGUAGACUGAAAUGAAGUGACUUACAGUAGCUUAAUUUUAAAAUUGAGACCAAUUUAUUGUUUUGGGAGACUUCACUCAGAUGAUAGUACAUAAAAAAAUACCUUGAAAUUUUUAUAAAUAGGAUAACGAGAAAAUGGUGUAUAGAACAUGAAAGUUUUAGUUAGUACCUAAUCCUAAAACAUUCACCAAGAGUGGUAAAUAAUUUAUUUUCUCUGAACAGUAUCAUGAGAAAAGCAUUGCAGGUUAAUGAGCUUUUGACUUUAGUGUGGUUGUGUUGUCUCAGGAUGUAAUGCACUCUGUGUAAUGUGAUAGAAUGUUAGACUGAAAAUAGUACUGUAUUUUAGAUAUGCACUGUUUAUCAGUAAUGUAUUCUCUUUUUUCUAAUGGAGAUUAUUCACGCCUUCAAAGGAUUUUAAAAAAUAUGUUCAUUAUUUUUUUUUUUUUCAAAAUGCAUGAUUAAGAUUUGUUUUCUGAAGUGUAACACUCUCACAGUUUAGUAUGACAAUAUUCAUCAGGGUUUAAAGUUCCUAUUCAAAUUGAUAGGGUGAAAUGAACCAGGAUUUUCUUUGUUUUAUUUUAUAAGAAUAUCUCAAAACUAUGCACACAUUAUUUUGACUUGUGCAGGAUUCACGUGAAUCUUGUUUCUUUUGUCCCCUUUAAAUUAUUUAUAUACUUAAGACUUAAUUUUUUUCACAUAAAACACUGUGUAAUAUGGGUUUGACAAAAAUAUGUACAGUAUUAAUGUUCCAUUUAUUUUUAAAUACUAUGGUACAGUAUUUUUUUAAAUGAACUAUAUUUCAAUAAUGCAUUUCUACAUAAAAGUCUGAAUUUGAAAAGCCAUAAUAAGCAUUAAGGACAGGUUUCUCUGUCAUAAAUAUGUUAAACUACAAUACUGACUUGAGCAGUAAAAUACAAACAGAAUGCAUAUGUCAUAUUGAUAUCGUGAAUAUUAGAGUAAAUCAAAGAUUUAAAUAAAAUCAUAUAUUUUUUUGGUAAUGACAAAACAUUGUAAAGAAAAACAAAAUGCAGACUAGUGUGAAAAUAAUUUACAGUAGCUAGACAAGUGUCCACUUUUUACAGUGACUGUUGAAGCAUUAUUAUGGCAAGUUCUAAAAGAAAAAGUUGUAUUUUGUAGCAUAGUAGAUUAUAUUUUUAAAACACUUUAAAGUGGAUACAGUGAGCACUGAAAAUAAUUUAUUUCUGUGAUCUAAAGAGAUUUGUAUGUGGCUGAGAAGUGUAAGCAGAUUUUGCACUUAUAAUUAUCUAGACUGAAAAUAUGGUGUGCUUUACACAAAAUAAAACAAAUUUUACUUUUUUUCAUAUUAUAUUAUUACAAUGGCAAAUUGGGAGGAUCUCAAGCGGUGAAUACAGAGCUCAGUACACACCAGUCUGCAUUUGGUAGUCUUUCAUGCAUGCUAGGGAAGGCAAAACACAUUCCAGUCAUUUUUCUUUCUAAAAUCAUAAAUCAAGUCAAAUAUUAAUCCUGUUUCAACAGGCCACAUUGCUUAUGGUCUUACCUCUACAUACUGCUACACAUUUAUGCUCACAAAGUGUGGAGUGAUACAUCAUUCAGUUGUUGUUUACAUUGUUAAAUGCUUGGAUAGAUGUGUUAGGAACACUUAUCAGUGAAAGGCGAGAAACAACUCUGGGCAAAAAUUGAAACAGGAAGAAGAGAUCUAUAUAUUUGAACCUUAGUCAGACUCCUUAAGAGGUUCUGAUGCCAAAAUAUGUAGAUGUAUUUUGGCCUGCCUUUAAUUUUUCAGUCCAGAUGAUUUCUCACCUUUCACAUUGCAAAACCUAAAAUAGUAAAAAAAAUAUUUUAUGAAAUACUAGACUGAUUUAUAGGAAUCCACAUUAGCCAUGUAAUAAGUGGUUCAGAGGUAGCCCCAUUACAAAUUUCAGUAGCACAUUUUCCAUGAAAGUUCGAAUUUGCACAAUGUAUUUACACAACUUUCAGAUGUAUACUCUAUUCCAACAAGCUCUCCCAGUUAUGAAUAAUACUAAGAUGUACGGGACCACAGGGGAAUUCCAAAGUAAUUUGUGCCAAGAUAUUUAGUGUUAUGGGUAAUAUAUACAGUCUUAAAGAAAAUUAAAACCUUUUCAGCAUCAUGGUGAAGUUUAAACAGAUGUAUGCUUGACCUUUUGGUUUAGUGUUUUAUUUGAUAUUAAUAAUAAUGUAAGCAGUUAUAAUGGAUGUAUUUUAAAAUUCUGUACUCAGACCAGUGUGUGUAUACCAGGGGUAUACCUCACUAUACACACAGUUUACUUAAGGUACAGUAUUUAAAUAAUCUUGAUCAGUGGUGUAAAAUGCGAUUACAAAUUUGUAAUACAUGUACUUCGUUUGGUGACGGGGAGCACCAGUUAAUGGUUCUGCCUCUUAGCUUUCAACUAACUACCAUGAUUCACAUAUUGACAUGAAUGACAUCUCGUGCAGCCUGAGUGACCCUCAUGUAAAUGACAGGUUUUAAACCUUAUGAACUAACUAUUCUGUACUGAGGAUGGUGGAAGCAUUCUUUUGUAAUAUAUUCAAUAGCUUCACCACGAUGCUCAUAUAAAAUUAAGAAAGUCCAACAAUAAUUCUACGAUUGAAUAAAGUAUUUCCUCUUAAUUUUGUAUCUGAAACUUGCCUGGGAUUUAAAGACAACCUAUUCUAUCAGAUUAAUAUAUUUACAUGUUCUUCCAGACCAAGUGUUAUCCUUCCAUUGGUAAUUUUGUGGAAUUUUGUACACAAUUUUUAUAAUUUUUUCAACUGCACUUAGAUGUAAUUAGAGUACAUUUAAAAGACGUUAACAUAAAAUAGUGAAAAUGG
Molecule: messenger RNA, 8575 nt
Organism: Cherax quadricarinatus
Lineage: Eukaryota; Metazoa; Arthropoda; Malacostraca; Decapoda; Parastacidae
Gene: sea
Product: mitochondrial citrate transporter scheggia
Biological process (GO): mitochondrial citrate transmembrane transport
Cellular component (GO): mitochondrion
Molecular function (GO): citrate secondary active transmembrane transporter activity
Source: RefSeq, a predicted model, not a curated record